Populus euphratica (Euphrates poplar) is the source of this 1015-nucleotide messenger RNA. RefSeq names its product probable leucine-rich repeat receptor-like protein kinase At1g35710. The transcript is spliced from 6 exons. The coding region runs from base 277 to 882 and encodes 201 amino acids. NCBI's taxonomy places the organism in Eukaryota, Viridiplantae, Streptophyta, Magnoliopsida, Malpighiales, Salicaceae. Gene Ontology annotation, molecular function: protein binding. The record is from RefSeq and is a predicted model, not a curated record.
UUUCUGUCACAAGCUAGCUUGUGUUUUCUUUCUUUUUUUCUUUUUUUUUCGCUACAUAGACGGAUGGCUUGCUCAACGCGACUUUUAGCUGAAACAGUAUCCACGAGUCCAACUGAUGGCUUCCAAUGAUGGGGAAAAAGGGGCAUUUUACACAUGGAGUGAGGUGGCUUUUUUUCCUGUUCAGAUAUGUUUUUUUAAUUGUGUUUAUAUAGAGGCACACUAAGGAUAUGAAAUCGGGGCAAAGCACAUUAGUGAGGUGGAGUUGAAUCAAAACAAAUGGAUUCUGAAUUGUCAGCAGUACUAGUUAUUAGACUUCUCUUCUUCAACUUUCUUCUUCUCUGGCAACUUGGCAAUGGGAUUAAAGUCAAUAAUGGCACUACAAACAUUAAAGCUAAUGGUGAUAACACUACAAUUGGUGCCCUUACAGAUGCUGAAGCACGUACUCUUCGACUCCUUUUCAAGAGUUUGCAGUCCAAGAACACAACGCAGUCCCCCCUAUCGUAUCCGAUUUGUUCUACCAACAUGGAUGCCGAGAUUCGAUGUUCUUGUGACAGCACCAAAAGCCGAUCAGCUUGUUGGGUCACUGCAAUAAACCUGGCAAGCAAAAUGUUGGAUGGGUUUAUUCACUCUUCAUUAAGUCUCUUUAAAAACUUGAGAGUACUGGACCUUUCAAGCAAUUUCUUAACUGGGUCUAUACCUCCUAGCCUGACAACGUUGCAGAGUCUGAGAAUUCUCAAUCUUGCAGACAACAAUCUUGAUGGUACCAUCCCUUUGAAUCUGUCAGGUUUACAAUCGCUGCGCUAUUUGGAUCUUUCAAGGAAUAAAUUGACUGGACCUAUACCAGACAGCAUAAGUGAUUGUCAAUACUUGAACAUCAUGUAAGUCUUUCUCCUUAAAAACACGAUGAUUUAGAAUUCUGGGCCAUAGCAGAACAUCUUCUACUACUUUUUUUCCUUUUUUGUGUUAUCUUUACUUUCUUUUGUUUAUGGUAUUUUUUUUUCUUUUUCAGAAGCCU